This is a messenger RNA of Brassica rapa (field mustard), 3702 nucleotides long. RefSeq lists its product as uncharacterized. NCBI's taxonomy places the organism in Eukaryota, Viridiplantae, Streptophyta, Magnoliopsida, Brassicales, Brassicaceae. The record is from RefSeq and is a predicted model, not a curated record.
UAUAAUUUUUAAUUAUUUUAAUUAGAACUACAAUAAAGAAAAUUCUAAAACUAAUUAUUAUCAUUUGCCUAAUAACUUAAACGAUAUUACAAAUAAUAAUUUAUAGUAGCUAAUUUUCAAAAUUAUAGAAAGUGUAAUAAUGUUUGAUCAAUUCUUUUUAUAUUUAUAUACAACAUAAAAUAAUGAAUAGAAAAUAAUUUAUAUAAAUUGAUAUAAUGAUUAAAUAUUCAUAUAAAAAUAUAGUCUUAUCUAUAAUAAUUAUUAAUCUCUUAUAAUGUCUAUUUACGCUUUAUAAAUAAUUAGGCUUUGAAGACUGGACCGAUUAUAUUGAACAGAACAUGUGGAAAUUUGAUUAAAAAUGUUUUGCAAUUAAGUCAAAUAAUAUAGUGGAAUAAAAUAUUGUUAUGAUUAAAAAUAAUUCUAAGAUAGAUAUUUAGUUCAUUGAUUGUAUGGUUUGUAUUACUAUCUAGAAAUAGAAAUAAAUAUUUGGAAAAAUAUGUAAAAAAUAAGGAAAAUAUUAGCAAAAAAUUGAAUUCAAAGAAUGAAAUAAUAACAGAAAAAUAAGAAGAGGCCGAACAAGAUGAUAAAGAAUAUUACCGUAUAUUUAUAUACUAAUUGCUCCAUUUCAUAUUAAGUAUCGUUGUAUGGUAAAUUUUUUGUUAUAAAAUAAGUGUUAUUUUAGAAUUUUAUUGCAAAAUUUAUUAACUUUAUAUGUUAUAUUACUCUUUAUAUUUUUCAGUUUAUUUUUUUAAGUUAAAAUAUGGUUAGGUAGAAUAGAUAAUGAUUGAUUUGUGAAAAAAAAAUACAAAAUUAAAUAUUUUUUUAAUUUGUGCAAACAAAUCCAAAGUGACACUUAAACUGAAAUAGGUGGAGUAUUAUUUAUUUGGGUUCUUUACAUACUAUUAUUUAUUUGUGUUCUUUACAAAUUGUGAAUUCAAUAACUAUUCUGUACAUAAUUGAGAAUUCAAUAACUAUUAUGUACAUAAUUAAAUUGGCGCAUGUAUAUAAAUCAAAACAAUCAUUGUUAUUUAUUUACAAUCAUUUUAUGGUAAAUAAAUUCUAAUAAUCAUUUUAUCUGAUUUAUUUAAUAUAUUAUUAAGUUUACAUGAUAUUAAUAUAUGUAUAAUAUAUUUUUAAUAUGACUAUUUUUUAAAUGAAGUUUUCUACUCAUAUGGUUUUAUAAUUUUGGUAUCUUUUUUACAACAAACAUUUUAAAUCAUUGAAAUGGUUUAAUGUGAUAUUUUAACAAUUUUAUUAAUUUAUAGUCAUUUAAAAAAAUUCAAACUAUAAAAAUCUGUAUUUAUAUUAUAUGAUUAUUGUGAUUUUUUUAAUUUAUUUUAAUAAUAUAAAAUUAAACAAAAAUGAUAAAGAAUGCACAAAUUGUCAUCAUUUUUUUAUGAUUUAAAAUCAUUAACUGUUAUAUAUAUAUAUAUAUAUAUAUAUAUAUAUAUUUCAAUUAUAUUAGGUAGUUUUGUAUCUUUUAUUUAAGAAAAGAAUGAAAAAAAAAUUAUGCAUUAAUAAUUAAUUUAAUGAUUAAUCUAAUGAAAAAUAGUAUAGUUUAGAUGGAUUAACCUGGUUUCUAAGGAUUCUAUAAAAUCAUUAUAGUAUUGACAUAUGUUUUUUUCAACAAAAAGUUAAAAAACUAAGAAGAUUCUUGGUCUAAGAGCCAUUUCGAAGAAUUGAAUCAACAUAAAUCAUAGCAUAUGGCAGAUUUUUAGCACCUUGUGCCAGCUUGUCCGCCAGAGUAUUUUGCUCCCUUGGAAUAUGUUGGAUAGUAAAAGUACGAAAGAAUUCCGUACAUCACAGAAACUCUUCUAUGUGUAUCGUGAACACCGAUCAUUCUAUCGGUGUAGACACCAUUUUCACCAAUUGAAAGCAAUCAGUUGCAAAUACCACUUAUGAAAUUUGUAGGGUCUUCAUGCAUUUCAUCCAUCAAAGUUUCACAUUCAACAUGUAAAGGUGAUAGACUCAUGCGAAUAAACAUUGCACCCAUCAUAGUAUCAGUUGAUCCACAUUUUCUGUAGAUUCAUCCUUACACAUUCAUCCUUGUCCAGUGCAAUGAUCAUGUUCCUUCCAUGUUUCAUCAAUAUAAUUUACGCUAUGUAGAAUAUAAUUAUCUGUAUUAUAUGGAAAUACACGCUAUGUAGGAUCUUUAAAAAACCAAUCAGGAAAUUAAACCACAAAAUCAAAAUCUCUUAUAAGUUAUUUAAAAACAUUUUUAAAUAGAAAAAUAAUAUAAAAAAUCUUAAAAGUGAUACUCAUUAACUCUUUAGAGUGUAAAUAAAUACCAAUUUGAAGAUUUUAAAUGGAUUUUUUUUCUUUUCAAAUUGUAACAUUGAUUACAAUCACUGUACAAUUAAUUAUAAUGAAUAUAAAAGUUUAAUAGCAAUUUGUAUAUUUUUUACAAUUAUUUAAUUUUAUAAUUGUAAUAUAUUAAAAUUUAGUUUUUUAUAUUUUGAAUUUUUUAAAACCGAUUACAAAUUACUAACAAUGACGUAAAACGUACCCAACUUAAAACCCACUACGGCGUCGUUCUCCAACAAUUCAUCUUCUCUUCGGUCGACUUCGACUCGUAGAUUCCGAAGCGAGGUUUCUUCUUCCUUCAGAACUAGGGUUUUUUUCUGGGAUUCUCGAAUCUUUAAAAGCCAUGUCUGAACGACAAGACACAGGAGAUGUUUCUCUUUCCGUCAAACACGAGGAAGAAGAUGUUUCACCUGAAUCUUUAGCUUGGGCUGAUUCCUGCAUCAUCAGCUUCCCUGAUGAUUCCGACAACAAUGACUGGGGAACGUUUAGAGAUGCUUUAACCGAAAUCAUUGAUAUCCAUCCACAGAUCUUUGUUCCGACAGAAACAACAACAAGUGUUCGGUCUCGAGACGAGGUUAUGACUGAAGCCGAGUCAGUUCAGAUACCACACGCUGCUGACAGUUCUUCGGGUGAACAAGUCAGCGAGAUUGUCUCUUUGCUGAACGUUGAAUCAGACCCGUCCAAGAACUCUUUGCCAGAUCAUUACUUUCCGGCGGAGAGCAGAACAACCAAUGGACCAGUGGACAAUCAUCAUACCGCAGGUAUUGAAAGUACGGAAGAGGAUGGUUCUAUGAGCAAUGGGGAGGCGGAUGAAGAACCAGAGUCAGACACGCCUCAAGUCGUCAAGGAUGAUUUCAUGAGCAGCAGUUACGUUGAAGACAACAAAGCUGACGAAGUUGAUGUUUUGGAGGAUCCGGGUAACCUUACUCCACAAGAGAUCUUCAAGGUGUGGGAUCUUAAGAUUGUGGGAGACGGUGAUGAGGAUGAUGGGCUGGGGCUACAGGUGAAGAAAGCACUCGAUGAGUCUUCCACGGUCCAGCCACAUAAUGAUGAUGAUCAUGUUGUUGUGGAGAAGAGUUAUAUCGAUGAUCUGAUAGCUGGGAUAACAGAUCUGUCUCUCACGGAAACAUUUGAGUGAAGAACAGAUGAAUUCAAGUGUAUUUUGUUUUUGACAUCAGUUACUCUCUUUUGUUUUACUUUUUCUACUUGACCAACAAAACCUUCUAGACGAUACGGAAGGUUCUCUAAAUUGGUUGUUUCCACGACCCACUUGGCCACCUGUUGUGUGGAAUGGUGACGAUGAGAUUACACUCUCUCGACCGUUGAUGUAAGACUUUACAAUCUCCUAAAAUCUCUGUACUUAAACCUUAGCCUUAAGAAAACUCAGGGAUUCACGUC